Molecule: messenger RNA, 5924 nt
Organism: Branchiostoma floridae (Florida lancelet)
Lineage: Eukaryota; Metazoa; Chordata; Leptocardii; Amphioxiformes; Branchiostomatidae
Product: kinesin-like protein KIF28P
Exons: 29
Coding region: 372-3581 (1069 amino acids)
Biological process (GO): microtubule-based movement; cytoskeleton-dependent intracellular transport
Cellular component (GO): microtubule; kinesin complex
Molecular function (GO): ATP hydrolysis activity; ATP binding; microtubule binding
Source: RefSeq, a predicted model, not a curated record
CCUGACACCUGUUUGUCCCGACAAGACAGGGUUGGUCGGUAACGACGGGGUUAUCUGACCGGUGCAUCAUUUGUCCCUAGGGUCACACGCCCAGUUGCGUUGGAUACGCCGUACAACUCCUGAGGAUCUCGUUUCCCCAGGGUCUCUUUACUGAAAGGAGAGCUAUUGUCCCCGCCCCGUAAUUGACUCAAGGAGCCAGUGGACAAUGCUAAACAUUUAGGUGCGUCAGCGCCGGGAGCGAGAUGUCAUAGGAAGGUUGGAGCUGAGAUAGGCACUCUCGGAUCUCCGUACGAUAUCGAUCUUCGUGGCGUUUGCCGUGUACGCCGUUUGGUCGGUAACAUCUCUUGGAUCUACCAGGAAAUAUUUCGAAGAUGGGCGACGACAAGGAUACCGGGGUGAAGGUGGCAGUCCGCUGUCGUCCCUUCAACCAAAGGGAAAAGGACAGAGGUGCCAAGUUGAUUAUUGACAUGAACGGAGCAAUGACAACGAUCCAAAACCCCGAGACGCCAAACGAAGAACCCAAAAAGUUUACAUUUGACUUCUCAUACUGGUCUCAUGAUGGAUACACUGAAAAAGAUGAUGGCUAUCUGGAGGCAAACCCAGGGUCAAAAUAUUCCUCUCAGAGAAGAGUAUUUGACGACCUUGGACAAGGAGUCUUGGAUAAUGCUUUUAAAGGUUUCAACUGUUCUCUGUUUGCCUAUGGACAGACUGGAUCAGGAAAGUCAUACUCUAUGGUGGGGUAUGGCAACAACAAAGGAAUUGUGCCUAUCACUUGUGAUGAACUGUUCAAGGCUAUUGAGGCUGGUGACAAAGCCACGAAAUAUGAAGUUACCUUCUCCAUGUUGGAGAUCUACAAUGAGCAGGUUCGUGACCUCCUCAGUAAGGACAAUCCAAAGGGUGGGCUCCAGGUGCGACAGAACCCCAAACUGGGACUCUUCUAUGUUGUUGGGCUCAAGAAGGUUGCUGUGGGGAGCUAUGCUGAGAUCGACAAGAGAACCCAAGAAGGUACUGCUAACAGAACAGUGGCCUCCACCAACAUGAAUGCCACCAGCAGUAGAGCCCAUACCGUCGUCACCAUCACCUUCGACCAGAUCUCCAAGAACGAAGCUGGAGAGGAAACUAAGAAGAGCAGUGUCAUCAACUUGGUAGAUUUAGCAGGUAGUGAGCGUGCCGACAGCACAGGCGCCACUGGGGAUCGUUUGAAGGAAGGAGCCAACAUCAACAAGUCCCUGUCAGCCCUGGGCAAUGUCAUCUCGGCACUUGCUGAUCUGUCGAGUGGUGGUAAGAAGAAGGUCAUGGUUCCUUACAGAGACUCUGUCCUCACAAAACUCCUGCAAAAUGCCCUGGGAGGAAACAGUAAAACUGUCAUGAUUGCUGCGCUGUCACCGGCUGACAUCAACUACGACGAGACCCUCAGCACGCUGCGGUACGCGGACCGCGCCAAGAAGAUCAAGAACAAGGCCGUGGUGAACGAGAACCCGCUGGACAAGCUGAUUCGAGAGCUUCGGGAGGAGAACGAGAAGCUGAAGAAGCAGAUGGGAGGGGCGAUGCCUGUGGCGGGCGGGGCUGGAAUGGACGCCGCAGACGGGGCAUACAGCAAAGAAGAGAUUGAGAGAAUGCGUAAAGAGAUGGAGGAGGAAAUCCGAGCCCAGCUGUUGGCCAAUCAGGAGCAGAUGAAGGACAUGGAUGAGAGCUUUGAGGACAAGCUAAAGAGAAACAGAGAAGAGCAGGAGGCCAUGGGAGCAGCCCAGGCCAACACACAGGACAGGAAGAGCAAGGACCCCCAUCUUGUCAACCUGAACGAGGACCCCAUGUUGUCUGGGGUGAUCUUCCACUUCAUCGAGCCAGGAGAGAUGACCAUUGGCAGAAAGGAUGCCAACCCACCACCCAUGAUCCAACUUACUGGCCUGAGUAUUUCAAAGCAGCAUGCAGUCAUCACGUUUGAGAACAGCGAGGCCACAAUCAAGCCAGGGGAACAAGGAGCCAAGACGAAGAUCAACGGUGUUCCUCUCACAGGACCUACCACCCUGCAGCACCUGGACAGAGUUCUCUUUGGUUCCAACCACAUGUAUGUGUUCCACAACCCCCUGAACCCCAAGGCUCCAGAAAACACCCCCAGUAAGAUUGACUGGGACUUUGCACAGAAAGAGAUUGCCAAACACAAGGGUUUUGACACAGCCAGUGCUGGCAUGUCAAAAGAACAAAUCAUUGCCCAGGAGCAAAUCCUGGAACUGCUGCCCAUGGUGUCAGAGGUCAACGCCAUCAGUGAGGAGCUGAACAAACAUCGCACCUUUGAAGUCAUCCUGAUCAGUGGGGCAGCCAUGGAGGGCUAUGGCAGCAAGAAGGGUGCAAAAGUGGUGGUGAAGAUGAAGAACUUGCUGAAUGGCAACACCUGGUUGUGGGAGAGGGGAAAGUUCAUGAACAGGAGGUACAUGAUUCAGGAACUUUACCAGAGGCAUUUAGAUGGUGAUGAGGAUGUGAUGAAGAUUCCGAAGGAGGAGGACCCCUUCUGGGAGCCUCCGGAGGAUGUGCUCAUCGGAACUGCAAACGUCUUCUUGCAAUCUCUGUCUUAUGCCCUGGACUUCGAUGACAAACUCUCUGUAACAGACUACAAGGGAGUAGAGGAGGGCAACUUGUACGUCAACAUCACACCAUGCAGUGACAAAGGAAAACCCCUUGAUGAAGACUUCUUUGUUGAAGAUCCCCAAGAGCUGCUAGGAAAACCAUUCCACUACAAGGUGACCAUCAAAAGUGCAGAAGUGAACAAAGCCAAGUACUCCAAGGGUCUGCAUGUCAAGUACAAGGUGUACCAGGAUGAUGAUUUCACCAGCACACCUGUCAUCAAGGCUACCCUGUCUCCUGAGUUCAAACACCACAGGAUCAUCACCUAUCCUGCUGUCAAUGAGGAUCAGCUUGGGUACUUUGAGCACGGCUGCAUCACAUUCCAGCUGUAUGGAGUACAGGAGGACUCUGUUAAUGACAACAGACUCAUGAAGAUGACAACAAAGGAGUUACGUCAGAUGGAACAGCUGCAGACCCCGGGCAUGCAGCGCCGCCAGACCAUCAGCGAGGCCUCGGAGGAGAGCAAGCUGCGAAACGAGCUGGACGUGCUGAGGAAGAAGUUUGAGAGACUGGAGAAGAAGGAGAAGAGAAUACAGGACCUGUGUUCAGAGUGGAAGAGUAAGCCGGCGGAAGAACAGCAGUUUGAGCCCUUCUGGCGACACGUGUCUGCCGUGGCCAACAGCUCGGGCAACAAGCUGAAAACCAGAGUGGAGAUUCUCAACACGAUGUUGAAAGGACAGAAAAUGCUGAGAGCAAAACAGUCUUCCGAUGGUAGUGGUGCAAAUGAUGAUCUUGUUAGUGUGUACAGCUUUGAGUUGGACCCAAAUGCUAAGGAGCAAAUCCACAUUGCCAACAACAGCCCCAGGGCAAAAAGGAAUGGUGGUUUGGGCACUGGCAGUUCUGACUCUCCAAAUGUAAUUCAGGCUCAAAAUAAGUCACAAGAAGCAGGUGGGGCCCAGAAUGGCAGCAAUGGGUCCAUCAACAGCGGUGCAGGCAGUAAGGCUUGCGUCAUCCAGUAGAGCUGCUGCGGAGUGUUACACAAUCUCUAACUGUCAGGGGCUGAAUGGGCCAUACAACCCUCACUGGAGAUCUUUCCCAUUUCCAGAACUACCAAGAGGAGCUCAUGAUUCCUUGUCACUAUGAAUAUCAGACCAAUAGGAACUGUUGAUGCUUUGUCACUAUGGAAACCCAUCAUCACAAUGUCCAACGCUAUGGUAACAGACAGUUCUCAGUGUAGCAAUAGUUGGUCCAUGUUAGUAUAGAAACAUGAAUCAAAAGGAUAAAGAUGUUCUCAAUUCUGCUGAUGAAGAGGUGUUUGUCAUCAAUCUUCUACAGGCCUGACCAGUAGAAGUUCUGCUAGAAGAUGAUCUAGUCUUUUACUGUGAAGGGAUCCUAUAGUUUACCUGUGAGCUUUAUAGAGACACAGGUUUUGGAAUGAUCAUCAGAUCAUGAGAUCAUUCCUGCUGUGUUGGGUUUCAAUGUACACUACUGUCUUACCCUCUUGUAAUAUCUGUCAAUUUAUGUACUAUAUAUAAAUAUAUAUCUUGCACUACUGAAGAAUUCAUUAUUAAUAACAUUUUUAUACAAAGGAUAAGGAAUCGGUUCAUGAAGAAAAUGAAGAGUGUUUUAUUAGAUAUUUUUGUCAAUUUGGGGGAGAUCUUUAAAGUAGAUGGCAAGUUAUGGACGAGGAAAAUUAUUGUAUAAAGUGAGUAAGAAAUUACAGGAGAGGACCAAAAAAACAAAGAUAAUUAAGGGCCUUGAUGUGCAAUUCUGUAAGUACAGCUACAGCAAUGUAGCAGUCCUGGUAGAUCUUGGAAUCAGUAGGAAACUAUUCUCCUAUGCAAAGCCUUGCCCACAGCUGUAAUAUAGCCUGGAAAGGCUGUGCUUAACCAGGAUAUCAGCCAAUCAGAGAAUAGGUUUUACCUAAAGACGAUUCUUUGAUUGGCUGUACCCACAAAAGUGUAGCCUAGGCUCUGCAUAGGAGAAUGUAUAAAACUUAAGUUCACAAAACUUUAUUGGAGUUUUCCACUGGAGAAUAUGAAAUGUCUAUCCAGUGUAAUGUCUCAGUCCAUGGAGAGUGUACACUUCUGAUACAACAAAAAAUCAAAAUGUAAUAGUAAAAAAAUGGGAUGGUUAUGAAGUACCUUUCUUCUCUGUGCAAUACAUUAAACAUCUUUCUAUACAUCGUUUAUGUAAGGAAUCAACUGCUUCAUCUAUGUAUGUUUCUGAGAACCACAAUAUUUGUAACAUUGCUGGUAGAACAUGUAACAUUACUAAUAAAACACCUCUAUAGCCAAUAUUAAUUUCAAUAACCAUUACACUUCAUGCUGCUGUAAUUUUACACAAUUUGUAUUUUGCUGAUUCCUGAUAAUGUGUAUGAGAUUGAAAUGUAAAAAACAAGAAUUCUUUUUAACAAAAGUUAGUUAAAUCCACAAACAUUUCUGAGUAUGUCUCAGGUGCCAAAGUUGAGAAUUACAGUUGAGAGUAUAUGGAAGUCAUUGUCUCUAAACAUUUUACAUAAAGCCUUCUUAAUUACACUUUAUUACUGUCUGUCAGGGGAGGUAGAUAAAUUUAGAAACAGCUUGUCUAGAUACUGUGAUGAUAAUUCAAUGUAAGAUAUGUGAUGUCAGGAUUGUGGAAUAUGUUAUAUUCUUAACAGUGUAUCUAAAUACUGCACUUGUGCUGUGUAUUGUAUUGCGUUGUUCUUGCACCCUUUUAUAUUCAGAAAUUGUGAACCAGAAUAGACCAGGAUUUUAAGGUCAUGUUGAUAGAUGUUGACUACGUCUCAAGCAGUUUUUUAAUGGCUUUACUGUAUAUUUGUUAUUUUUAUGCAAAGAAUUCCUUUUCCCCACCAUCCUUUCUCAUCUAUUCUUAAUACUAUUCCAAUAACGUCGCAAAUAUGAAUUGCUUUUGAGGCUUAUGAGUGCCAUACUGUGAUGAAAAUUAAACAAGCAAGUACAUGUACAAUGUACUUACAACUCAAAGUAAGAGGAACAUUACAUUAUACUGAGCACAUCAUUCAACAAAAGCUGUCUGCUUGUCUAAGAUGGAAAAGAAUCAAACGUACUCUGUAUAUAAUUUAAUGUCCAGAAAACUUUUGCUCGCACAAUCUGUUAUUAGGUUUUGUAUGUGGUAUAUUGAUAGUGCUUCAGUUAACAUGAUAUUGAGGCUAUGGUUGAUCAUUUCUGUACUAUAAUUGCUCAGUCUGAUGGUGUAAAAUUUGUACAUAGAUAUGGUGAGGUAAUUGUAUAAUUUUGGAAUAUCUGAAUUUAUGGAAAAUAGAAAUAGACGCUAUGAUUUGUUAGUAACUGUGUUUCUGCACAAAGGCCCGCACCUUAAUAAAGUUAGAUUUUGUCACUGAA